Messenger RNA from Camelina sativa (false flax), 1807 nucleotides. RefSeq lists its product as uncharacterized. NCBI's taxonomy places the organism in Eukaryota, Viridiplantae, Streptophyta, Magnoliopsida, Brassicales, Brassicaceae. The record is from RefSeq and is a predicted model, not a curated record.
GUGUUGGAUUUUAAAACUGUUGUCUAAGCUUUCAAUUCGUUUACUUUACCAGUUACUCAGUUUAGAUCCUAAGAUUCACAUAGAGUACUCCCAUAACAAACUAGAAACAGGAAACUUAUAAAUAAGAAAGGUAAAUGAGAAAAAGGUGUUGUUAUUUGUUAAUAAGAAGCAUUGCUUCUACUAGUAUUAUUUUUCUUUUCUCAUUCAUUAUUGCAACCACCGUCUUUUCGAACUUGGUGACAAUCUUUAGUACUACAAAACAAAAGAUUUUGACCGGUCUUGGCUCUCAUCCUUUCUUCUCCCCCUUUCUCCAGCACUUGUUUAUUUUUCUCUCUAGUUCUUGAAAAUUUCAAGAUUCAACAGCCACACGUAUGGCUACCUCUUGGUAAAUCCAUAAAAAGGCACACAUAUGGCUGAACCAUCGGGUGGUGGAGCCAGAGAGAUGGUUAUGAGAGAGUAUAGGAAAGGAAACUGGACUGUGAGUGAGACCUUGGUGCUCAUAGAAGCCAAGGAGAUGGAAGAGGAGAGACGUGUGCGGCGGUCGGAGAAAAAAACGGAAAACAGAAACAAAUCUAUAGAGCUCCGGUGGAAGUGGAUAGAGGAGUAUUGUUGGAGAAGAGGAUGUCAGAGGAACCAGAACCAGUGCAACGAUAAGUGGGACAAUCUCAUGAGGGGUUACAAGAAGAUCAGAGAGUACGAGAGAUCAAGAAUAGAAUCUUCUUUUAACACAGGCUCUUCUUCCUCUCGGCCGGCGUCAUACUGGAAGAUGGAGAAGAGUGAGAGGAAAGAGAGGAGCUUGCCGAGUAAUAUGUUGUCUCGUAUAUACGACGCGUUGGCUGAGCUUGUCGAGAAAAAGACUCUUCCAUACGGUAACGGUGGCCAGAUCCUAAGAGUGUGCCAAGAAUUUGUAGCUCCGAUGAUGGCUCAGGCGAUGCAUCAAAUCCCGACUACUAUUGUAUUAUCUCUUCAGUCACCACCGCCGCCACAACCUCUAGUCUUAUCACAUCCUCCACUGCCUCAACCUCCUCUGUUCACAUUUCACGCUGAGCCUAUACAGCCCACAGUAGACACAUCAGGGGCGAAGCGAAGGAGAACAACAACGCCGAGAGAAACGACGACCAAGCAAGGAGAGAGUACUGAGGAUGCGGAGGUUAUGGUUGGAGCGGCAAUAUCGAGAAGCGCGUUGGUGGUCGCACAAGUGAUAAAAGAGAGUGAGGAGAGACAAGAGAUGAGGCAUAAGGAAGUGAUGAGGCUGCAAGAGAGGAGACUGAAGAUGGAGGAAUCGAAAGCUGAUAUAAACAGACAAGUUAAAAAGUUGUCUUUAACGUUGAUGAUGGAUUGUGGAGUUUGGAAGUGCACGCGUUAGUGGUAAAAGGGGGUGGAGGUAGAUUAAAGAGGAGAGAGUGUGGUCAAAGGAUUAUUAUAGUGGUCAAAGAGAGGUCGAAGGGAAAUAGUAUUAUUGGUGGGUUAAGUGUUUUUUUCAUCUCUAUUCUCACCUUUUACUGCAUAUCACUACAAAAGCUUCUCUGUGUCACAAGGACCCUGGCCUUAUGGGGUGGGUAGGGUAGGCUUUCUUUAGAACAGAACGUGAAUAUGAAUCGAAUAUUAUUGUCUUAAUUGCUCUUUCACCGUUUUCCAUAACCGGAAAACUAAAAUGAAGAUCACUUAAAACCAAAAAUGCUCACCAUUUUCUGCAUUUAGAUGUAUUAAUUCUACUUUCUAAUGUAAAUCUUUUAGGAUAAUAAUUUACGUUAUAUAUUAAUCAGAAAGACGAAUGUAAAAAAACAAUUUCAUUGAUCUCAAUAUG